This is a messenger RNA of Rhinichthys klamathensis goyatoka, 774 nucleotides long. RefSeq names its product solute carrier family 48 member 1b (gene slc48a1b). Gene Ontology annotation, molecular function: heme binding; heme transmembrane transporter activity. The coding region runs from base 189 to 623 and encodes 144 amino acids. Gene Ontology annotation, cellular component: plasma membrane; lysosomal membrane. The transcript has 4 exons. Lineage: Eukaryota; Metazoa; Chordata; Actinopteri; Cypriniformes; Leuciscidae. Gene Ontology annotation, biological process: heme transport. The record is from RefSeq and is a predicted model, not a curated record.
CCCCUGUGCUGUACAUCGGCGAAGAGCAACAACAAUUACACGCAGUCAGCGCGGGUUAUGGAGCAAUAAAUGACAGUAAACGUGGAUUGGUCGUUUGAGGCGGUCUUACUGUCGUUCAUAAAACCCCGGUCAAUGUCAGUUCUGCACUAGUAGCUGUUACUGCAGCUGGAUCAGCGCUGUCUCCAGGAAUGGCAUUCAAUAAGACGUAUGUACGCGUGGGCUACUCGUGUGUUGGGAUGUUGGUGGGAUUUUCGGCGUUUCUAGUGUGGAACAUCGCCUAUAAACAGCCGUGGACAGCCGCGAUGGGUGGAUUAUCAGGUGUUUUGGCAUUAUGGACUCUGGUCACACACAUAAUGUACCUUCAGGACUUCUGGAGAACAUGGUUAAAGGGACUGAAGUUCUUCUUGGUCACAGGCGUCACUUUCUCCAUGGUUUCCAUCGUUGCGUUCAUCUCCUUCCUCGGUGUUGCCGUCUCCCACAAAGAAUCCCUCACAGAUCCUGCCAGUCUGUACCUGUCGUGUGUGUGGAGCUUCAUGAGUUUGAAGUGGGCGUUCCUGCUGGCCCUCUAUUCUCAUCGAUAUCGCAAAGAAUUUGCCGACAUCUCCAUCCUCAGUGACUUCUAAAUAUACACACAGUGACACACUCGUGCCCACAGAGAAUGGAGACAUGCUUGGCUGUUACCAUUUGAAAUGGACCAGUAACACUCGACGUGGAGAGUCGGAAAGCUUUCGUGUUUUUUUAUAGUAUAUCAAUAUACAACAUUAGUGUAUCGCU